Saprolegnia parasitica CBS 223.65 is the source of this 700-nucleotide messenger RNA. RefSeq lists its product as hypothetical. The record is from RefSeq and is a predicted model, not a curated record. Lineage: Eukaryota; Oomycota; Saprolegniomycetes; Saprolegniales; Saprolegniaceae. Bases 1 to 672 code for a protein of 223 amino acids. The transcript is spliced from 2 exons.
AUGGCCGUCGACGGGUACCUCACGCCUUCCGAAGUGCUGCGCAUGGGCCUCGUGUGCAAGGACAUGCGCGCGUCCCUGGCAGACGCGAACGACGCGAUCUGGCGGUGCUUUCUGACGCGGUAUGGCGCCCGCAUGGCCGACACGCGCCACGACGCCUUCUCGCACCCGCUCGUGCUUUUGCUCCGCGCCGACAAUCACUUUGCGCUGGACCCGCGCGUGGAGAGCGUCCCGACCGACGUGCUGGCCGCGUUUGCUGCCACGUACGUUGCCCGCUACGUGCACUUUGGCGACUGCAUCAGGAGCGUCUACAACGACAGCUACCUGUGCAAGGUCCUUGGCAUCACGCUGCGUCACGACGCUGUCGAAGUCCACUUCCACGUGACUGGCGAUCGAACUGAAGGCGACCUGCAACACCCGCGCCACGCCACGCUGCACGUCGAUGACCACGCGCUCAAGCCCGUGCGCAUGUGGCUCAUCGACGCAGACCCAUCGUCGUCAUACGCAGGCAUCCUGCGCUACGAGACGCACGUGACGCAAGACAGCGUGCUCCGAUUCGAGUAUGGCUGGAGUGGCUACUCAGACGCGACGCUCUGCGCAUUGACCGACGACUUUUGCUCCGCGCACGCCCUCGACCACGUCGUGCGCGCUAGACCAGGACGCCCUGUGGUAUAAUGUAAUAUGAUGCAUCGUUGUCCAGGCC